AGAAACCCCCCCGAAAAGAGAGGGCCGAAAAAUUGCCCAUCUCCCGAAAUAGUUCGUAUCAAAAACCGCAAGAUCCCCCUCCCCCGCAACAAAAAAAUCACAACGAACACAGAUCAAUCCCAUCCCCAUCGGGAUUCCGUUUUCUCAUCCCCCACGCAAAGAAACCAAUCAUCACGAACCGUGUUGCUUGCCCUCCUCCCGAUAGCCUGCAUUCCCGUUCCACGAUCCCCGUGUUCGAAUCGGUAGGUUUCCGAUCAUGGGUCUCCGAUCCCUCUUCCGUCGGAAGAAACCCACCUCGCCGUCGGCGGCGGCGGGGGGGUCCGCAUUGGCCACCCCGCUGGGGUCGCGGUCCUCGUCGAUGGGGUCCCGGUCCCGGUCCCAGAUCGAGGAGCUGGAGCAGGUGUUCAGGAAGUUCGACGCCAACGGGGACGGCAAGAUCUCGGCGUCGGAGCUGGGGUCCAUCAUGGGCUCCCUCGGGCACCCGGAGACGGAGGAGGAGCUGGCCAAGAUGAUCCGGGAGGUGGACUCCGACGGGGACGGGUUCAUCGACUUCGGGGAGUUCGUGGAGAUGAACACCAAGGGGGUCGACCCGGACGAGGCGAUGGAGAACCUGAGGGACGCGUUCUCGGUGUACGACAUCGACGGGGACGGGUCCAUCACCGCGGAGGAGCUGCACAAGGUGCUGCGGAGCCUCGGCGAGGAGAGCUCGCUCGCCGAGUGCCGGAGGAUGAUCGGCGGCGUCGACAGCGACGGGGACGGCGCCAUCAGCUUCGAGGAGUUCAAGGUGAUGAUGAUGGUGGGCUCGCGCUACGACGGCACGACGUCGUCCGGCAACAACCGCAACGAGCAGACGGUGUCGAAGACGGAUUGAUCGAGGCAGUUUCAUUCCAAAUUCCGAAUCACAUCUCUCUCUCUCUCUCUCUCUCUCUCUCUCUCUCUCUCUCUGUCUCGCUCUGAAUCUCUGGGAUCUUCUUUCUUCUCCUCGUUCGUUGGAGGGUCUCACGGGGUUAGUUUUCCGUCGUCCAUUGGAAUUGAUUGAUGGUUCUUGAUUCGGGAAUGUUUGAUUCGACGAGCAAAUUGUCUAUAAAUGUUCAAAGUUCUAACUGGAUUCGAUUCAUCA
Syzygium oleosum is the source of this 1120-nucleotide messenger RNA. RefSeq names its product probable calcium-binding protein CML25. The coding region runs from base 257 to 871 and encodes 204 amino acids. Gene Ontology annotation, molecular function: calcium ion binding; enzyme regulator activity. NCBI's taxonomy places the organism in Eukaryota, Viridiplantae, Streptophyta, Magnoliopsida, Myrtales, Myrtaceae. The record is from RefSeq and is a predicted model, not a curated record. The transcript has a single exon.